AUGGCCAAGUUGGACAAGGCUAAAGGAGCAUGGGCUGAACUAUUACCUCAAGUCCUUUGGGCAUACAGAACUUCACAUCGAACAUCCACGGGGGACACCCCGUAUGCCCUUGCUUUUGGAGCCGAAGCUGUAGUGCCUGUUGAGAUUGGAAUGGCUACGCACAGGGUGGAAGUGUUUCAAGCUGAAGCAAAUGAUAACCAGAUGAAUUUUAACCUGGAUUUAGUAGAUGAACGACGGGACCAUGCUCAGCUGCGCAAUGCCUCAUACCAACAACGUGUAGCUCGCUACUACAACUCCCGUGUCAAACAUUGA
Molecule: messenger RNA, 312 nt
Organism: Prunus armeniaca (apricot)
Lineage: Eukaryota; Viridiplantae; Streptophyta; Magnoliopsida; Rosales; Rosaceae
Source: the annotation of a GenBank genome assembly